This is a messenger RNA of Hansenula ciferrii, 981 nucleotides long. RefSeq names its product Midasin (gene MDN13). NCBI's taxonomy places the organism in Eukaryota, Fungi, Ascomycota, Saccharomycetes, Phaffomycetales, Wickerhamomycetaceae. The transcript has a single exon. Bases 1 to 981 code for a protein of 326 amino acids. The record is from RefSeq and is a predicted model, not a curated record.
AUGGACGUUAGUGCUUUAACAAAUCAUGAUGAUACAUCAAAUGGUAAUCAAUUGGGGAAACAAGUAGAUCAAGGUAUAGGAUCAUUAGUGAAUAAAGAGAAUAUUGAUAAGAAAGAAGGUGAACUCCCUAAGAAUGAUGAUAAGAAUGGUAAUGAAAGUGAUAGUACAUUAUCUGAUGUUGAUUCAAUUAAACCAAAUAAUGAUGAUGAUGGAGAUUUAACAGAUUUUGAAAUAUCAGAUGAUGAUGAUGAUGAUGAUAAUAAUAAUGUUGAUUCUAAGAAAUUGUCUUGUAUAAUACCGGAUUGUUCUCAAAAUUUUAAUAAAUCUGAUUUACUUUCCACACAUAUAAAAGAAACUCAUCCAAAUGCAUCAAAUCUUUCAAUUCAAUCACCAUAUUGGAUUAAAUUUUUAAAGAAUUUCCAAGAAAAAAAUAAUAAAAACUCAUCAUUAGGUGAGAAUGAACUAAUUGAUAUUGAAAAAAGUCUUGAAAGAUAUUCAACUUUCAAUAAUCAACAAGAUUUCCAAGAUUCAUUAAUUAAUGAUUCUAAAAUUGUUAAUUUUAAUGAUAUUCAUAAUAUUGAAUUCAUAGAUUUAAUUGAACAAACUCCCAAAAGACAAAAAAAUUCAUUAACUGAUAUAAAUUCAAAUUUACAAAAAUCAUUUACCAAAGAUGAUGAAGAUUUUAAAUCAUAUAUUUCAAAUAUCACAAAAAAUUCAUUUCAAAACCUAGAAAGCACAUCUAAUGAUUUACCACCAAAUGAAGAAAUCGAUUCAAUUGAAAACAUUGAUGAUUUGAAAAAUUUAUAUGAUUCAUUAAAAAGGAAAUAUACUUGGUCAUUAGAAGUUGAACAAUUAAUAACGAAUGAUUUAAUUAAUUUAAAGAAAACUCAUGAAAAUCAAUGGAAUAAAAAUCAAAUUUUAUUAAAUGGUCAUAUUGAAUUAGAAAUUGAUGAAAAUCAAUCAUUAUAUCAAAUGAAAUGA